UUGUGGAUACGUGGAGGAGAAGAGAAAAUGGGAGACAGAGAAGCUCUUUCUUUCCCGUAUAAGGGCGUGGACUUUUGGGGGAGAUUGAGAAUUGAGAUCCACGAAACCCAAAAGCGAAACUAACCAACCAGAAUCAUCGUUGGAAGUAUAACAGACACAUAACAAAAAGGUCUUGCUUUGGAGACAAAGCGAAUGGUAAGCGGUGGAAAUGGAAAGGAAGAUCAAGCACCACCCUCGACGGCGGCGCGUCCCAGAAUCACUCUCCCGCCACGCGCUUCCACCGAACGUAUCUUCGACGGUGGGCCCACCGUGGGGUUUAGCCCUGGUCCCAUGUCUCUGCUUUCCAGCUUCUUUGGCGACAACGAUGAGUGCAAGUCUUUCUCGGAGCUACUUGCCGGCGCCAUGGUGGACCCCACUACACCCUCACACAUGCCCAGGCUCAGCCCCGCCAGUUUCCUCGAUUCACCUCCCCAGGGGCACUUUGGAAUGACACAGCAGCAGGCACAAUCACUGGUGUCAGCUCAGGCUGUAGAAGCCCACUCCAAUAUGCAAAUCCUAGCUGAACAUCCAUUCUCUAUGUCAGUAAUGCAUACUACCUCAUUCACACAGGUUCCUAAAUCUACUUCCAGCACUGCACAACAGCAUAUACCACCCUCAAUGCAAGAAUCCCUUAAUUAUUCUCACUCUGAACAAAAAUUGCACUCAUCUUCUGUGAACAUUGAUAAGCCUAAUGAUGAUGGCUACAACUGGAGGAAGUAUGGGCAAAAACAUGUGAAAGGUAGUGAAUUUCCUCGAAGUUAUUAUAAGUGCACACAUCCAAAAUGUCCUGUUAAGAAAAAGGUUGAGCGGUCUCUUGAGGGUCAUGUAACUGCAAUUAUUUAUAAAGGAGAACACAAUCAUCAAUGUCCUCAUCCCAACAAGCUCACAAAGGACACCUUAACAUCAAAUGAAAAUUCAAAUACGUUGAGAGAAGAGACGAAUUCUCAUUCAAUGUCGAAGGUUGAUAUAGAAUCUAGUCAAGCAACAGCUGAACGUGCGUCAGGAACAAGUGAGAGUGAGGAAGUAGGUGAUCAUGAAACUGAAGGAGAUGAGAAAAAUGAUGAACCUGAUCCCAAGAGAAGAAAUGCAGAAGUCAGGGUCCCAUAUACAGCCUCUGUACAUAGAACUGUCACAGAACCUAGAAUCAUUGUGCAAACAACAAGUGAAGUGGAUCUCUUGGACGAUGGAUAUAGAUGGCGCAAAUAUGGGCAAAAAGUUGUCAAAGGCAACCCACACCCAAGGAGCUAUUACAAAUGCACAACCCAAGGUUGCAAUGUUCGGAAGCAUGUUGAGAGGGCCUCAAUGGAUCCUAAAGCUGUGAUAACAACAUAUGAAGGAAAACAUAAUCAUGAUGUGCCACCAGCGAAGACGAAUAGCCACGCUAUGGCCUCACAACCAGACGCACAAAAUGCCAUACCCGAGAAGCAUGGUUUCAACAGCAGAGGUGUUGGGGGCAAUGAGCAGCACUCUGUCGCAAGUUUAAGGUUGAAGGAAGAGAAGAUAAAAUAGUUUUCCUAGUUUAAGGUUGGAAGAACAAGUAUAAUCUAAAGAAUUUGCCCUCCUUUGGAAAGCAUGAGUCACAAAUCCCAACUCACGAGUCAUCUUUACUUCAACGUUCAAUGCAUUCAUUCGAGUAUGAGGCCAAAGUUUUUACCAAGGCCUAUAUUAGUCCAAUUCCCACAUACAAAGAGUAGAAUAGUUCUAAAUUCUUCUCUUCCACCCCAAUUCGAUCACGAUGAAAUAUAAGGAGAAAAAAAAAUAAUUUGAAGAACUUGGCAGCGUGAACAACGGUUUUGGAUGAUGGUGUACUAAUUGCAUCUUAAUUAUGUGUACAUUGAAAAUAUGGAAGUUAUGUUGUUUGUUGUUUCUUGAAGUGAUUUAUUACUUUUGAUAUUGUGAUCGAGAAUGUGACAAUAUUUUAUCGUAUAAUAAAUCUUGAAAAAAUCAUCAUAUU
This is a messenger RNA of Abrus precatorius (Indian licorice), 1993 nucleotides long. Its product is annotated as probable WRKY transcription factor 3. The record is from RefSeq and is a predicted model, not a curated record. The coding region runs from base 193 to 1548 and encodes 451 amino acids. Gene Ontology annotation, biological process: regulation of DNA-templated transcription. Gene Ontology annotation, molecular function: DNA-binding transcription factor activity; sequence-specific DNA binding. The transcript is spliced from 4 exons. NCBI's taxonomy places the organism in Eukaryota, Viridiplantae, Streptophyta, Magnoliopsida, Fabales, Fabaceae.